UUUGUAGUACGCGUAGCCUCCCCCCCUCUCCUCCCCUCCAAACAUAGCCUGCCCACAAAACGCAUCCAUCCCUCUCGCUUAUAUAUAGACCCCACCUCUCCUCCCCUCACCCCCACCGUCCCACCUCCCUCUCUCUCGCUCCUGCCGUGCUUUCUCUCUCUAACUACAAGCGUGCCCGCCGGCCAUGGGGUUCCCCUCAGUGUGCUACUGCGUCAUCCUGCCGCAGCCGCUCAUCCUGGUGCUGCAGCUGCUCGACUUCCUCCGCCACGCGGUCCUGCUCUGCCUCUCCUCGCUCGGCCUCGCGGCGCCGCCGGCGGCCGACGACCACCCGGCCUACGCGCCGCCGCCGGACCUCUGGGCCGUGGCGGAGGCAGCGGCUCCCUCGUCCUCUUUAUCCCUGGCAUCCGGGCCGGCGCCCGCGCCGGCGGCCAUCAAGGCGCGCCUCCCCGCCGUCCGGUAUGCUGACCUCAAGAGCCGGCGCUGCGCCGCCGGGGCCGCGGCGGCGUCGACCUGCUGCGCCGUGUGCCUGGGCGCGCUCGAGGCGCGGCACCGCGUCCGCGAGCUCGGCAACUGCGCGCACGCCUUCCACAAGGCCUGCAUAGACAAGUGGGUCGACAAGGGUCAGGCUACUUGCCCCCUCUGCCGCGCGCUCCUCCUCCCCACCGACGCCGACGCCGGCAAGCUGCCCUCUUUUUCCUUCUGACCUCACGCUCCAAGGAGCGACCCUUCUGCCGCUGCGGCCUCGCCGCCAGAGAUAGGUCAGUCCGUAUAGCUAGCUAGCUAGGCCCUUCUCCAUCCAUCCGCCCAUCUCUCCACGGAUCCAUGCUUUCACGAGAGAAAUCAAAAGGGGAUGAGAGAGAGAGAGAGAGAGAGAGAGAGAGAGAGACAGAGCGAGAAGAAGAGGUGUGCGUGCGUGUGUGUACGUUUGUGUGGUGGAGUAUUAUUGGUAGGUGAGGCACUAAUUAUGAGGAGGACAGGGAUGGCUACCUGCAUUGGAUCUGGUGAAUGAGCACUAUGCAUAGCACUUGCAGAUCCAUAUGCUCUUCUCUCUCUUUUUCAGCUCCUCUUCAACCUCACCCACUUCACUUUUUUAAUCUUCUUUUUUGUAAUUUCCUUCCCCUUCUCCUUUUCUUUUCUCCUUUUCUAUUAACUUAUUUUAUGAGGGGAAUUAAGAGAGAGAGAUCAAGAAAGAGAGAUGUACAUAGCUGCCUCCACUUGACAAUAUCGAAGAAUGAAUAAGAAUUGUCUGACAUCACUCAACUUAUCUUA
Molecule: messenger RNA, 1269 nt
Organism: Triticum aestivum (bread wheat)
Lineage: Eukaryota; Viridiplantae; Streptophyta; Magnoliopsida; Poales; Poaceae
Product: brassinosteroid-responsive RING protein 1
Exons: 1
Coding region: 185-703 (172 amino acids)
Biological process (GO): protein ubiquitination
Molecular function (GO): ubiquitin protein ligase activity; zinc ion binding
Source: RefSeq, a predicted model, not a curated record